Peromyscus eremicus (cactus mouse) is the source of this 4062-nucleotide messenger RNA. RefSeq names its product sphingosine-1-phosphate lyase 1 (gene Sgpl1). Gene Ontology annotation, biological process: carboxylic acid metabolic process; sphingolipid catabolic process. Lineage: Eukaryota; Metazoa; Chordata; Mammalia; Rodentia; Cricetidae. The record is from RefSeq and is a predicted model, not a curated record. Gene Ontology annotation, cellular component: endoplasmic reticulum. Bases 111 to 1817 code for a protein of 568 amino acids. The transcript has 15 exons. Gene Ontology annotation, molecular function: sphinganine-1-phosphate aldolase activity; pyridoxal phosphate binding.
GCGGCGGCGGCGAGGCCGAGCCACUCUGCGGGGGAAGAAGGCGCGGGUCCCCGGCCUGAGGAGACGCUGAAAAAGCGGAGUCCGGAGAAGACUCCUUCCUGCAGAGGAAGAUGCCGAGUACCGACCUUCUGAAGUUGAAGGACUUUGAGCCUUACUUGGAGAUUUUGGAAGCAUAUUCCACAAAAGCCAAGAAUUAUGUGAACGGGUAUUGCACCAAAUACGAGCCCUGGCAGCUAAUUGCGUGGAGUGUCCUGUGUACUCUGCUGAUAGUCUGGGUGUAUGAGCUUAUCUUCCAGCCAGAGAGUUUGUGGUCACGGUUUAAAAAAAAAUUAUUUAAGCUAAUAAGGAAGAUGCCAUUUAUUGGACGCAAGAUCGAAGAACAUUUGAAUAAGGCCAAGAAGGACGUCAUCAAGAACAUGCCAUUCCUGAAGGUGGACAAAGAGUAUGUGAAAGCUCUACCUGCUCAGGGUCUGAGCACAUCUGAGGUUCUGGAGAGACUCAAGGAGUACAGUUCCAUGGAUACCGUCUGGCAAGAAGGGAAAGCCUCAGGAGCUGUGUACAGUGGGGAGCCGAAACUCACAGAGCUGCUGGUGCAGGCUUAUGGAGAGUUCGCGUGGAGCAAUCCACUGCAUCCAGAUAUCUUCCCCGGCCUACGGAAGUUAGAGGCAGAAAUUGUAAGGAUGACUUGUUCCCUCUUCAAUGGGGGACCAGAUUCCUGUGGAUGUAUGACUUCUGGGGGCACAGAAAGCAUCCUGAUGGCUUGCAAAGCUUAUCGAGACUUGGCCUUAGAGAAGGGGAUCAAAACUCCAGAAAUUGUGGCUCCUCAGAGUGCCCAUGCCGCAUUUGACAAAGCAGCUCAUUAUUUUGGAAUGAAGAUUGUACGUGUCGCACAGAACAAGAACAUGGAGGUGGAUGUGCGGGCAAUGAGAAGCGCCAUCUCCAGGAACACAGCUAUGCUGGUCUGUUCUGCCCCACAGUAUCCUCAUGGCGUGAUAGAUCCUAUCCCUGAAGUGGCCAAGCUGGCUGUCAAAUAUAAAAUCCCCCUUCAUGUGGAUGCUUGUCUUGGAGGCUUCCUCAUUGUCUUCAUGGAGAAAGCAGGGUACCCGCUGAAGAAACAGUUUGAUUUUCGGGUGAAAGGUGUGACCAGCAUUUCAGCAGAUACUCAUAAGUACGGCUAUGCUCCCAAAGGUUCAUCAGUGCUGUUGUACUCUGACGAGAAGUACCGGAGGUACCAGUUCUUUGUUGGUGCAGACUGGCAAGGUGGCAUCUACGCCUCUCCAUGCAUAGCUGGCUCGCGGCCUGGUGGCAUCAUUGCAGCCUGUUGGGCCGCCUUGAUGCACUUCGGUGAGAACGGCUAUGUGGAAGCUACCAAGCAGAUCAUCAAAACUGCUCGCUACCUCAAGUCAGAACUGGAAACCAUCAAAAGCAUCUUCAUUUUUGGGGAUCCUCAAUUGUCAGUUAUUGCUCUGGGCUCCCACGAUUUUGACAUCUACCGACUAUCUAAUAUGAUGGCUGCUAAGGGGUGGAAUUUUAAUUACUUGCAGUUCCCAAAAAGCAUCCACUUCUGCAUUACGUUAGUGCACACUCGGAAGCGAGUGGCAACCCAGUUCCUGAAGGACAUCCGGGACUCGAUCACACAGAUCAUGAAGAAUCCUAAAGCGAAGACCACAGGAAUGGGUGCCAUCUAUGGCAUGGCCCAGGCAACUGUUGACAGGAACCUGGUUGCAGAAAUAUCCUCCGUCUUCUUGGACAGCAUUUACAGUACGGACCCUGUGACUCAGGGCAGCCAGAUGAACGGUUCUCCAAAGCCCCGCUGAACUUGGACCCUUGUUAGUUCCAUGGAGCUUUAGGCCUUCAGAAGGUUCCUGGCAUUUGGAACAGACCACACACAACUUGACGUCUGGACCUGCUCCUUAGAGCACAAAUACGAUAAACCAUAAGAUAGCUUCAGCCUCAGGACUCCUUUUGUUUCCUUUUGUGGCUUUGAAUGUGAAGACCCUGAAGGAUUCCACUGCGUAAUGAGUCUGCCCUGGUUAUAAAUGUUACCCUAGGAAUUGUUUUAACCGGAUUCUUCUCUAACGUCUUUAGCAUCAUCUUCCCUUAAUCAUCGUGCGGUGGCUCUGAUCUGUCCUGAUUGCUUAGGGAAAGGGUGAGAUAGCAAGAGGGUGUCUUUGCUACCUCAGCCGAGUGUUUUGGCUGUCAGGCAGGAGGCAUUUAUGUACUGUGUUCCCCAGGUGGGUGUUGCUGUGUCCCAAGCAGGAGGUGAACUCAGCCUCUGCUUCAGGAGAUGUCACUUGUCUCUCAGGACCGCUUGCUUCCAUGGCAGCCUGUUUUACUUUCCCCAGCACAGGCGGGCCAGGUCAUUGGACUCUCUUGUGCAUAAGUGGAGCCUGUUCCCUUAGCAGGCUUUGAAGUGCUCCUUUGUCUUCUGUGCACGACCAUGGUUGCUGCCGCCGUCUUUGGAGAAGCCUGUUGGCAGUGAUACUCCCUUUGUUGGUUCUUAUCUCUGUAGGGUAGGAAAAGAACAUGUUUUCAGAGAAUCUCGGGCUUUCCGGCUGCGGUGCCGCCUCUCUGGAGUAGGGUAGAUCAUGCCUGAGCCCUCUCCUGGGCCUGAUGAGCCGAAACCAGACCCUUCCCCAUGUUUUCUUGACUAGCAGUGUAGGUCAGCACCUAUGCACCCAUGUGGGCAGUGGUCCUCCCCUUCCACAUUGCCUUAAUCUAUCAUGUAAUGAGAAUCUGUUUUGAUUGAAGGAAGCACUCCCCAAGUGCCCUUGACUUUCCUCAGUGAGUGUGAAGAUGUGCAGGGGACACUUCCUCCAUCAGUGUGUUCUUCCUGCCCUUCCCCCCUUACUCAGCUUCCAAAGGUACGAUGGCAUUUGAGCUUCAGGUACUGGAUGUUCCUCAGCCCCCGCUAAAAGGAAGCAGCAUAGGACAAGAGAGGUGUUUCGGUAGAAAGGCAUGGCUGCAGCCAUUACACCUGGGGCCUGGGGUUCCUUCCUAAGACCGAUUGCUCAGGGUGAUGCAGGGACAGGACCAAGCCCUGUGCCAACUUGCUUCUCCCUUCCAGGGAUGGGGCCUGUGAUGUCGGCUGAGCCCCUGUCCUGCUCUGAUGAUCAUACCCAUGUGCCUUUCUCCCCAGCAGUGAGUAGUAAACUUACUCCUCACCCAGGCCCUGGCAGAAAUGGACCAGUCUUUGGGGUGUGUCUGUGUUCAGGACAAGUCAGCAGGAGCCUUGCUCUGUUCCCUCCCCUUCUCAGGGAUUCCUGAGUAUUCAGCCUGAGUAUUGCUGGCUGCGAGAGUCAAAACCACCAGGCUCUUUCUCCCCCUCCUUGGGAAGUGUUCCUCAGCACUGUUCUGACCCCAUGACUGUUAGUAGCUGGCUCGUUGCAGGGCAAGUGUGUAUUUCCACUUCCAUUUCUGUGUGCUCUGCAGUGCGCUGUGGGGUCCAGGGAUGGUUGGUGUUCUGAUGUGUCAGAAAGAGACUUCCAGUGGUUAGAGCUUUGCAGGACUCACGUCUGGGCCUACAGUGUGUCAUGCUGGAGAGGACCAGGGACCACCCAGCAGGCACCACUGGCUUGCCAGAGGCUAAAAUGGAGAAGCAGGUCCUCUUAGUCUCAGAGGAACCAGGAAUGGAUCCACCUCCCUCCUUUGUGACAGCACUGGUGUGGGGUGAUGGUGUUUUUCAGAGGGACCUGCUGUAGCCACUUUAUGAUUAGAAACUUUAGUGUGACUCCAGGCUUCCUUUCACUGUGUGUGUGUCUUUGUGUGUGCAUGCCGUGUUAGCUGGUGUUGGGUGGGUAGGAUGUCUAGUAUCAUGUGGCUUAGGUACCACAGUAGCUUCUGCAAACACUGUACUGUCUUGUUUCUGUAUUAGACGUAGGUAGUACUGUGAAUAUACUGCCAUGUCACUUUUAAUAUUACCAGUUUUAUACUUGGAAAAUGGUACUUGCCUCUUUGAAAACUCUGUUGUCUUCUCUAACCUCCCAUCAUCUCCAUGCCCUUUCCUGACUGCAGCAAUAACUCUUAAAAAGCAAUUGAAUCAUUAAAUAUCCCAAACUGUAA